Molecule: messenger RNA, 2103 nt
Organism: Oikopleura dioica
Lineage: Eukaryota; Metazoa; Chordata; Appendicularia; Copelata; Oikopleuridae
Source: the annotation of a GenBank genome assembly
AUGAUUGAAUAUUUAGGAUCAGAAGUAAACGAAAAAGCUCAUGGUUUUGGUCUGCAAAAAUGCGAAGAAUUUUCGCACUCUGGUUGGUGGAAAGAUGGAAGGCCAAAUGGGUUCGGCCUAAGAAUUUAUUCCGACAACACUGUUGAUAUUGGAGUAUGGGAAGAUCAGACUUUGAUUCAAACUGCCACAAUUUACCCAAAAGGUCUCCAAUAUCUGAUGGACAAGAAAUACGGUCGUCUCGAGGCAUUUGCUCAUGCCAAGCAAGAAAGCGUUUUCCUCGAUGAUGAGAAAAAUGAAAUCGAGAAGGUCGAAAGUUCACUUUCUCUCAGCUUGAGACAGUAUUUGCGGACGCAGGAUUGUGUAUCGAAACCGUUGGGGAAGGCAAGGAAACGGCAACAGGACUUUGAUAUAUCACAGGAUCAGCAUAUCUUGAAUCUAUCUGAGGAGUCUUCUAUUCAUAGUUCCUUUUGGAAUGAAGUUCGAUCUCUUGAUAAAACUGGUGGAAACACAUUCGAUGCACUUCGUUUAGUCAAAUCCUUUCCACCAGACCUGAUUUCCUCCAAAAACUUUCCAGAGUUCUAUCAGCUACUAAGGCAAGGCCUCAACCCAAAUUCACGAGAUCUGCUCGGAUAUUCCCUUCUUCACGCAUCUGUUUUCACAAACAGUGCUCGCACUAUUCAAAUGCUAUUGACUGCUGGUGCCAUCUCACAGACAUGCUUGGAUUUCACGCCAUUGCACUUGGCAGUUUUCCUUCAUUACCAGUCGCGGUUGGCGCAUUUGAUCAAGUUUCUGCCUGUUGAAAGCUCAGAAAAAGGAGAUAUGGAUAGACAAGACUCUGAAAUUGACUCUGCUUACGGAUCGCACGAAACAAGUCGCAUCACGAGCUCGAGAUACACGAAGAGACCGCGGUCAUCUAAGUUCUCAUCUAUUCAAAGUACGCCAAGAAAACUUAAUCGACCAAGAAGUACUCCGUCGCGAUUUUCCCUCGUCAGAGAGCGUCCGUGUCGCCCUGCCGAGAGCUUUAAAAACAUCAUCAGUUUAUUUCUCCGCGUUGGAAUAAUCGAGAAGCAGGCAUCUAAUGAAAUUCCUCCUCUUCUAUUCUACCCCGUGCUCGCAAAAGAUGAAGAAAUCACCCGCGCGAUGCUGCUAUCCGGUGCCGAGACGUCGGAUUGUUUUCUUCAGGACGGAAUACUGCUGGAAGCAAUAACGUUAUCGCCAGAAACGACGGCGGAUAUAACUGCCAUGUUGGUUUAUUCACGCGCCGUUGCUAGUAGACCUGCUCGUCUGUCAACACCGCCGGACAGGGUCAACAAGAAAGUUCGGCUGAAUUUAUCGCAGAAGAUUACGCCCGAGUUUAGCAGUGCUUUGUUUAGAUGUGCUAAGGGCGGACACAUCGACCAGUGUAUAAGCCUGAUUCUAAGUGGAUCUGAUAUCAACGAAGAGUUCAACGGAAACUCUGUUCUGGGGGUCGCCAUUUUGAACGGCCAUUAUGAACUUGUUGUUGAGCUGAUUAAACUCGGUGCAGAUCCAUCUUCAACCGAAUCAAACGGAGGAAACCCUGUUGGUCUUGUUCUCCACCCAUCGACAGAUCAUCUAUUCACCAUCACUCAAAAGAUAGAGCUGGUAAAUCUUCUGGUAGAAUCAGGAGCCAAGGUCUAUUCAAAAUGCAAACUGCGACAAAAAUCAACAAGUUUCAUCAAUACCAUCGACUUCAUUGAUAAAUCCUAUCAUCCGAAAUAUGGAAAUCCGCCAUUGAGAGGUGGCUUCUUCUCCGAACUCACUCAAGACGAGAAAAGAAAUUACUUGGCAAGGGGAGAGUUUCAGUCUUAUCUUCUGUCGAUUCUCAAAGAACAACUGACUGAAUUGGCUCAUGCAAAAGAUCCUAAAGCUCUCUCUGCUUGUUUUGAAUGUGGAACCGCGAGUAAGAAGCUUGUCCCUGAUUCUCAUUUCAAAGUCAUCGCCUUUUGCGGGUCAAAAUGCAGAAAGCUGUUUUGGCGAUCGAACCCGAGCAGGACAAAAAUCAUCAGUAGAAAGCGAAAAGUUUUCAACUUCGAGCCAUUUUUCCUGCAAAGUAAUCUUAUCGACAACUAUUCCUACAAUUGA